Messenger RNA from Biomphalaria glabrata, 5995 nucleotides. Its product is annotated as BLOC-1-related complex subunit 5-like. Bases 3339 to 4028 code for a protein of 229 amino acids. The transcript is spliced from 5 exons. The record is from RefSeq and is a predicted model, not a curated record. Lineage: Eukaryota; Metazoa; Mollusca; Gastropoda; Planorbidae. Gene Ontology annotation, biological process: positive regulation of anterograde synaptic vesicle transport; lysosome localization; organelle transport along microtubule. Gene Ontology annotation, cellular component: cytoplasmic side of lysosomal membrane; synaptic vesicle membrane; BORC complex.
GUGUGCGCGGCACAUUAGUGUGCCGCCAAAGAUUUGCAGGUGUGCCGCUGGAGUUUUUAGAAUGCCACACGUGCAGCGUUACACUGGUCUGCCUAAUAUUAAAUUUUUAUUUUACGUUGCAAUGACAUCUCCACUUGCAGUGACCAGUAGUAGUAGUGGAUCUUUCCAUUAUGACGGAAAGGGGUGUUAGCUAUUCAGGUUAUGGAAUUGUCCCCUAUACAUAUAUUAUUAUAAUGAAUAAAAUGUUGGCCGCCUUAGCAGACGCACAGCAGUUCUCGACUUGGUAACGAUAAUAAUAAGCGAUGUGUUUCAUGUAAAUUGGUUAGGUGUAUGCUAAUAAUAACAAAUUAUCAAUAAGCCUUAUUCAUUGUUAUCCAUGGAGAAAUACGUUAGCAAGAAUGAAACUGCAAAAGCGUUAAAUGAAAAGCAAGGAACCAAACGAAGGUACAAAGAAGAUUACACCAGAUAUGGUUUCAUAUCUUCUGAACCAUUGCCAUUCUGUCUGAUCUGCAAUGCAACUCUGUCGAAUGAGGCGCUUGUUUCAAGCAAAUUGAAGAGACACUUGGAAACUAAAUAUCCAGCUGUAAAAGCGCAACCGAAGAAAUACUUUUGAAAACAUCAGGGCUCAACAAAAUAAACAAGCUAAGACACUUACGAACUACCUAAAGCUGCCAGAAAAAAGGGAUUGAUUGCAAGUUAUAAGGUUGCUCAGUUAUUAGCCAAACACAAGAAAGCACACACAGAGGCUGAAUCAGUCAUUGCACCAGCUUUAGCAAUAGUUGUUGAAACUAUCCUUGGACCCGAUGCCGCCGAAAAAGUUAAAAAAGUUCCUUUGUCAAAUGAUACUAUCUCGCGCAGAAUUGAAGACUUAUCGUCAGAUUUACAAGAUCAAAUCUGCAAGCACUUCGACGGGACUGACGAUGACGUGUCUCUGCUGUGGACUCUUCAAGUUGAUGAAUCCACAGACAUUAGUGGCAAAGCCCAGCUGCUAGCCUAUAUUCGAUUCAUAAAGGAUGAAAAAUGUGUCAACGAAUUCUUAUUUUGAAAAGACUUACCAACUACGACCAAAGGCGAAGAUAUUUUCAAAGUGGUGAACGAAAAUGUUUUGCUAUUCAAACUACAGUGGGAAAACUGUCAGCGUUUGCAACGAUGGCUGUCCUUCCAUGCAGGGAAAUAGAAAGGGAUUCUUCAAUCUUGUGCGUCAAGAAAAUCCAAAUGUAUUAGUUGUUCACUGCAUGAUCCACAGAGAAGCUCUUGCCUUCAAAUCUUUACCGAAAGAUUUGAUGUCUGCUCUGGAUCAAGUGAUUCAAGUUGUAAACUUCAUCAAAUCUCCACCGCUUGCAUCCCGACUUUUCUCUCUGCUCUGUGAAGCAAUGGAUUCAGACUAGAAAUGUCUCCUGUAUCACACCAACGUUCGUUGGCUCUCCAGGGGAAAACUGUAAAAGCGCGCCGUCCAACUCAAGGCUGAGCUGAUUUCAUUCUUGGAGGCUGAAAAAAAAAGACUUUGGAUUUUCUAUUCAUGACGAGAUCUGGUGGUUAAUGUGACAUUUCUCUCUGAUUUAUUUGACAAAUUAAAUUCAAGGACCAUCGGAAACCAUCAUCACUGCAUCCUCAAACUGAAUCAUUUGGUGAAAAAUUGUCUUUGUGGCAAAGUAAGAUCUCGAAAGGAGUCUUCGACUGCUUUCCUACUUACAAUGAAUGUGCUUCAACUAAAGAAAUCACCCCCGAAAUUCUGGACACUUUGACACACUUGCAGUCAGCAUUGUGGCAUUAAUUUUCAACAGUUGGAAGUAAUGAAUAUGGAUGGGUCAGUUAUCCAUUUGGAAACAAUGAAGCUACAAAUUUGACAACUGAAGAAGCAGAGAAGCUCAUUGAUUUAAAGAAACGAUGCCAUUCUUAAGUCAAGUUUUGCCGAGAAAAGCCUGGAUGUGUUUUAGAUUUCAAUCAACAAGUUAUAUCUUGCAAUCAGUUUAAAAGCAAUCAAAAUAAUUCUUCCAUUUGCAUCUUCAUGGUUUUGUGAGUUUGGAUUUUGAGCACUGACUGAAAUCAAGUCUAAGAAAAGAGAGAGACUUCUUAAAAUAGACGAUGAAAUGUGAGUUUGUUUGUCGACUAUGGAGCCUCGAUUAGAUCACAUUUGCUCUCAAAAAACAGGCACACCCUUAAUAUUAAAUAUAUUACUUAAAAACAGGUAAAUUUUUUUUCUUUUUAUUAUAAAACAACUGUUGCUCUUCGUGGUGUGCCGCGAAACUUUUGUAGUUUUUUUUACUGUGCCGCCAGACAAAAAAGUUCGAGAAACACUGCUCUAUAGUCACAUGGUCAUAGUGUCUAUAGACUAGACUAGAGUAGAGUCAAGAGUGACUAGACUAUUACCGUAUUAUGAUUAUGACUUUAACUUUAAGUUAUAUAGUAUCUAGACUAUACUAUAGUACUAUACUCUUAUAGUAUUAAUUAUUAAUAAGAAGUAUACCAACAAAUGUGUAAUAAAUAAUAAAUAAAUAUAUACUAGAUCUAGAAUGAAAGAGGAUGAAAAAUGCUUUCCAACAACAACACAUUUAUGAUGCUAGCAUUAUUAGUUCAAAAUUUAUUGAGAUUUUAAGUUUGCCCAAAGCAUGACUGACAUCCUAUGGACUUUAUAUAGACUAAUAUAGAGAAAUAAAAAAAAAAGUGAAGCAAUUUUUUUUUACGUGAAUAUUUCAGAAACUAUUGUGAAUACAUAUAUACUUCUUCUUCUUCUUCUUCUAGCCAGCUUUAUUGCUGCUGAGCUGUGAGCUCUUUUGCAGACUGUGCCAAGGAAAAAAAGUGUGCUGUUUUAUACAUAUAUACAAAAGUAUAGAUCUAUAUCAAAUUGAACAGUUUCAAGGAAGAAUUUUUUAAUUUAUUAGUGGCAAAUUAAAAUAAAAUUAAAAAUUUUAAAUAUCACUAGUAAAUUACGAAAAACUAAAAUUUUUAAAAUUUUCUUUAAUUAGAGUCUAUAAAAAGAUAAAUGCUCCCCAUUGACAAGUUUUUGACACAAUAAGCUUUUGAAUUGAUCUAGAUCUAUCUAGUUAUACAACUAUAGUGUAUUCAGAACAAAGCUGUACAAAUAGUCCUUAGAAAAAACAAGACAAGAUUCUGCUACUACGCUCUUGCGCACGCUCCAUUGGCUUCCCGUGAAAGCGAGAAUCAAUUACAAGGUGGUCAAACUUUGUCAUCAGUGUAUAUAUAACAAUGGGAUGCCCUUGUACCUUAGCAAACUGAUCACUCCAUAUGUCCCUCAGAGAGCCCUGCGCUCAAUGGACUCAAUGCUUCUAGUGGUGCUACGGUCUGCAGGCUUUUUCAGUGCACGGCCCUAAGAAAAUAUGGGCUCAGAUCAAAGUGUUCUGCCAGCAGGUGCACCAGGAAGUAAUUUGAGAUCCCAGCGAGAUGAGGAAAUACCCUACACACAAUACUCCAUCAGUAAACCUAUUGACUCACAUUCCCCAAGGCAAUCUCCUCGACCUAAUAAGACUCACAAGCCGGUUGUAAAGCAAGAGAAAUAUGGCACACCAAAGCAUGAGAUAGUAGUGGUCGCAGAUGGACUCAUACCUGUGAAAGAUCCAGACCCUGAACUCACCAAACUCAACACUAUUCCUUUUUUCUUCCCAAUUUUAAGAGGAUCAUUGAAUAUUCCUAUCGGAACUAAGGAGUUGGACAUUCUUGAUAAAUUGGACCACAAACAGCUGCUACUUCUGUGUCUGAGAUACCAGGAUCAUUUAAGGCAAUUGGCUGAAGCUGUGGCUUUUGACCAAAAUGCUCUCUGCAUUCGAAUAAAAGAGAUGGACCAUACAAUCCAUAUGCUGAUGAAUACCCUGAUAGAAAGACAGAAGAAGUACAGCAAAUAUGUGGAACAAUUUGGUCGAGUUUCAGAAACUUUGCUCACCUUGAAAAAAAUUCAAAAGUCAAUGGAUGACAUAGUCCCUAGGAUGGACAUACUGAAUCGACUGCUGCCAACUUCUGAACAGUUGGAACCUUUCUCCAUCAAGAAUGAUGUACACUUGCUGAAACCUUGACCAUCAAUUUAGUCUCUUUUUUACACUUCUGUAAAGUAUCUGGUAAUUCUUAGUAUGUAAUGUGUAUAAAUAUCUGUUGUUUAUUCAUUAAAAACAUUAUGUUGGUUAGAAAAGGGGCAUUUGUACACAAAAUGUUUUAGUAAUUUUAAUCAGGACAUUCUUUUCCUCCUUUUUUUAAAGCUUUUUAUCAUGUCCCCCCCCCCUUUUUUUGUUUUUUUAAACUUUAUAAUUAACCUUAACACUUCCAUUCAAAACUUAAGACCUUAAAAUGUAGGAUUAAUUUUAGAUUUUGAUUUAUUUCUCCUAUCUUAUUGUCUCAAUAUCACUUUGCCAUAUAAAUGUGGUGUUUCUUUUUAAAUUAUUUAUUAUUUUUUCUUGGUAUUCAGUCAAGUAAAAUUGUUCUUUUUAACAUGUCUGAGAAUACCAACUUAUUGUAUAAACUAUAUGAGAUUCAUUCAAAUAUCAUCGUCUUUCAUAUAUCUUUUAAAUCAAAUAAUUAAGCCUUGUGGUGCUAGAGUGGAUUAAAAUAAAUGUAGCAGUGAAAAGUCAAGGAUGGCAACUUGGCAAGGUGCAGCUGGGAAAGAGUACUCAUUAUAGAAGGCUAACAAGGACCUGUGAUGUCACAACCUGUGGGCAGUGGAGACCUAUAGCUCACUGCCACAUUGUACAUACCUGUGAAGUGGCAGUGAGCUAUUGGUCUGCACUGCCCACAGGAUGCAGGUCAGUGUUCUGCCUUCUAUGAUGAUUGGUCUUGAGCUGAGCAAGUCUGAAUGGUUUAUUCUUUUCUGUUUAUCAAAGUUUAAACAUUUGUGGUGAGUUGUAAGAUAUCCCAUCCUGCUAGUCCAGAAAUAUACAAAAAGUUUGAAAAACAUGUUCUGUUCCAAAUGUUAAUUGGUGAAAUGGUCAAAUGGUCAUGUUGCUAUUCUGUUCUGAAUGUUUAAUGAUGUUAUGUUGCUAGUUUUUUAAUCACAUUAAAUAUAAAAUAUUUUUUCCUUAAUUUUAUUAUAAGUAUGCUUAAUUUUCAUUUUUAUGUAAAUAUUUCUCAAUAUUUAUUUUUUAAUGUAGAUAUUUUGUCUUUCCAUGUCUGUGAAAUAAUUUGUUUACUAUAGUUUUUUAAGAUAAAAUUACAUGUAUAUUUGGCAGUUCUGGCUUAUUACUUAACUAUUUAGUAAGUUUUCAAAAAAUGAACAAAUAAAUUUAACAAAUAAACAGACAUAGGACAUAGUAAUCUUCUUCUUCUACAGAAUGUCUGUAUUUUAUUUUAUGUUUGAAUUUAAUAUACAGAAAUGUUUUUUUUUUAACUUUUAAAUCAAAUUGUUAAUAUAUAGUUUUCAAAGACCUUGAUAGACAUUACCAUUUGCUGAGUGCAAUAUUAUUUCAGUUAGUAAAAAUAUUUGGUUUAAAGAAUAUUUUUCAUUUUUUAAAUUGUUAAAAUGACUUUUUUGUUGAAUUUGUCAAAAGAAAUUAAGCAAUGAUUUUUUUUUUUUGUGUGUAGAUGCUGUUUAACUUAAUCACUUGGAGUUUUAUGAAGUAUUAAACAUUAUUUUAAAAUGUUUUUAUAGUAGUUGUACACUAUUUGUGUGUCUGUUUGACCUCAUUUUUUGAAUUGUUAGUUUGCAAAAUUUAAUUUGAGGUGAAUGACUUUGAUUUUAGAAUUACUUAGUUUUUGUCAUUAAGUGAUUUUAGAACUACUUAGUUUUUGUCAUAAAGAUUAGUGCCUCUAAAGAAAUAUUAAUUUGGCUUAACCAGAGAUUAUUGUAGCACGAUCUAUAGUUUAAUGGUGCCCCUUAAUAGAAGCAGGUCAUAUCUGUCAUUUAUUCCUGCUUAAUAAUCUAGUAAACUCCUGUUUACGGUCCUGACAGCUUGAGAUUAAAUAUUUUAUAAAAUAAAAGCUUUUUGUGGCAAAAUAUUUUUCAACUUUAGAGAUAUGAAAGAGUAGCCAUUAAAAAAAGUUGUUUUUUUCUAUA